Molecule: messenger RNA, 711 nt
Organism: Tripterygium wilfordii
Lineage: Eukaryota; Viridiplantae; Streptophyta; Magnoliopsida; Celastrales; Celastraceae
Product: histone H2A.6
Exons: 2
Coding region: 101-508 (135 amino acids)
Cellular component (GO): nucleosome
Molecular function (GO): DNA binding; structural constituent of chromatin; protein heterodimerization activity
Source: RefSeq, a predicted model, not a curated record
GUUAUCCCAACAGUAACGACGCACUAUCUUCACAUAUUUUUUUGCCGCUUCUCGAACCCGAUCGUAGUUUCUGUAGUUUUUCUUUUUCUGUAGUGUUUCAAUGGCCGGUAGAGGGAAGACCCUGGGAUCUGGAGCCUCCAAGAAGGCCACCUCGAGGAGUAGCAAGGCCGGCCUACAAUUCCCUGUCGGUCGUAUCGCGAGGUUUUUGAAGGCCGGGAAGUACGCCGAGCGUGUUGGUGCCGGAGCGCCUGUCUACCUCGCCGCCGUCCUCGAAUACCUUGCUGCCGAGGUCCUUGAGUUGGCUGGAAAUGCAGCCAGAGACAAUAAGAAAACACGUAUAGUGCCUCGCCACAUCCAAUUGGCUGUGAGGAAUGACGAGGAACUGAGCAAGCUGCUUGGAGAUGUGACCAUUGCCAAUGGUGGUGUGAUGCCCAACAUCCACAACCUUCUCCUUCCCAGGAAGGCUGGUGCUUCAGGCAAGGCAUCUGGUGGUGGUGAUGAUGAAUGAGAGUUAGAAGACUGAAGGAGAGGCUUAUUGGGAUCCUCUUAUCAUAGUGUAGUUUCUUUUCUAUAGUUCUAGAUUUCAAUUUGUACUUUUCAGAUUCUGUUGGUGCAAGUGUAGUUGUAGAUUUUGGAGCUCUUGCUAGAAGUGAUAUGAAUACGAAACAUCCAACUUUGAUUCUCAAUGGAAAAGCUUUGUCAUUUAUUGAA